GUCCAAAACCCUAAUUGUCUGUGAUUUCCUUUCAUUACUAUACAUAAUUAAUUCAAGAAAAAAUUGCAACAAAGUAAGCCCAGUCAAAAAAAAAAAACAUAUAUAUAUAUAUAUAUAUGGUAUUGAUAUUGGUUUAUUUCCCCUCCUGAUAAAUACCCCUGAAAAUUAAUCCAAGCACCUGAAGGAUUUGGGCAGUUGCAAAAUUUUGUGCAUUCUGCAUUAGCCCUUUUCGUUUCUUCACUUUGUACAUCAAGGAAACAAAAGCAAUCCUGAGAAGCAAUUGAAACAGAGAAGAAAGGAGAAGAAUAUUGUUGAGUGAAGCAAACGAAUGGAGGAAAGAAAUACUACUAACAAAGAAGAAGAAGGUUGAAGGAAAUCUUGCGCAGCAGAGGAUCAUCAUGUUGGAGAACAAAUAUGGAGAUGGGGUGGCAUGGAAAAGAGGUGCAAUGCUAGGGAAAGGAAGCUUUGGGUCUGUCUAUUUAGCAACUUUGAAGAAGCCCAGAUCAAAAUAUAGUUGUUUGCCAUCGGUUAUGGCUGUGAAAUCAGCUGAGGUUUCUGUUUCAGGUUCAAUUCAGAAAGAACGCGAAGUUUUGAGUAAUGUCAAAGGUUGUCCUAACAUAAUUCAAUGCUUUGGUGAAGAGACUACCACGGGGGUGAAUGGUGUCAUGGUUUUUAAUUUGUUGCUCGAAUAUGGCUCAGGUGGAACCCUAGCCGAAAAGAUCAAGAAAUCAGGGGGCAAGGGAUUACCUGAAUUUGAGGUAAGGUGUUAUACUAGGUCUAUCCUCAAAGGGUUGAAUUUCAUUCAUGAGAUUGGUUAUGUUCAUUGUGAUUUGAAGCCUGAGAAUAUUUUGCUUGUGCACAACAAUGCUGGAGGUGGGAGGGCUGGAUUCAGGGCAAAGAUAGGUGAUUUUGGGUUGGCUAAGAGGGUUAAACAGUGUAAGAAGAGGAAAUUAGAGCCUUACUGGAGGGGAACGCCUACCUAUUUGUCACCUGAGGUUGUGGGAGAUGGUGUACAAGAGCAACCUAGCGAUAUUUGGGCUCUCGGAUGUAUUGUCUUAGAGAUGUUGACGGGAAAACCCCUAUGGGAUGCAAAAGAGGAGCGGAAUGCUGAGGAUAUUCUGAAAAGGAUCAAGAAUGAAUUGCCUCAGAUUCCUAGUGAAUUGUCUAAGGAGGCAAAGGAUUUUCUGAAAGGCUGUUUUGUGAAGAAGGCCAUGUAUAGGUUGACAGCUGAGAUGUUGCUGAAUCAUGCGUUUAUGGAAGGAUUGGUUGAUGGUGAUGAUGAUGUUGAAGAAAUUAUCGAGGUUGAAGAUAUUAAUGGGAUUGAGUCUAUACUGGUAGUAUCUGAAACUGAUGAUGAUGAGGUCAUUUGUGGCUAUGUCUCUGAUGAGUGGAGCUUUGCAUCAGAAGAUUGUUCAAUAUCUUAUUGGUCUGAAGGAGAUGAAGGGGAGAUUGAGGAUGAAAUUGUAUCUCAAAUCAGUGAAGAGCAGAAACUGGAUUUAGAACAAAGUAACGGCGUAAUAAGCUCCACUGAAGAGGCUGGACUUGAUCAUGCUACUGAAGCAUCAUUGCAAAUUCCCUUACCGAUCCCGCCAAGCACUACACAGCAAUAUCCAGUUAGUUUUAGGAUUCCUGCCGGAGUCUAGGAACAUUAUGGAUUGAUACAGAGUCCAAUUUUGUAGCUAGUGUUCUUUCUGAUUAUUUUUAGUCAGUACUUGCUGUAUCAAUUACCGAUAUACUAAAAUAUAUUGAAUUAAUUCUUUUUCAA
Coffea eugenioides is the source of this 1765-nucleotide messenger RNA. RefSeq names its product mitogen-activated protein kinase kinase kinase 17-like. The coding region runs from base 399 to 1643 and encodes 414 amino acids. Lineage: Eukaryota; Viridiplantae; Streptophyta; Magnoliopsida; Gentianales; Rubiaceae. The transcript has a single exon. The record is from RefSeq and is a predicted model, not a curated record. Gene Ontology annotation, molecular function: protein kinase activity; ATP binding. Gene Ontology annotation, biological process: protein phosphorylation.